This is a messenger RNA of Trichoderma breve, 2085 nucleotides long. Its product is annotated as fungal specific transcription factor domain-containing protein. Gene Ontology annotation, molecular function: zinc ion binding; RNA polymerase II cis-regulatory region sequence-specific DNA binding; DNA-binding transcription factor activity, RNA polymerase II-specific. The transcript is spliced from 8 exons. Gene Ontology annotation, biological process: DNA-templated transcription; positive regulation of transcription from RNA polymerase II promoter by galactose. Gene Ontology annotation, cellular component: nucleus. The coding region runs from base 1 to 2085 and encodes 694 amino acids. Lineage: Eukaryota; Fungi; Ascomycota; Sordariomycetes; Hypocreales; Hypocreaceae. The record is from RefSeq and is a predicted model, not a curated record.
AUGCAGCCGGGUCAAACGGAGGAAUCCGGGCAAGGUGGAGCUUUUGCUCGGAGAGCUUGUCAAGAAUGCAGCAGAAAGAAAUCCAAGUGUGAUAGGCUGCUUCCUCGUUGUUCUUCAUGUCAGAAAUACCGCAGGGUAUGUAACUACGAAAGGCCGGGCAAGACGCCGUUAACGAGGAGGCAUCUGACACAAGUCGAAGAAGAACUUUCCAGAGCAAAAGUGUUGCUGAAAGAAUUGCAAUCACGCCAAAGUCGCGAGAACACCAACCGAUCUUCAAUGUCGCUCCCUGAAGUCAAUAUACUGGACAAGGAGCCAGCAACAUCAUCUCCACCUCCCUCUCAAUCCACAGAGUAUCAGAGACACAAAGAGGCAGAUGUAGCCGUCCCUCAGCAGAAUACAUCUCUUCAAGAAUACUUUGGUCCAUCCCGCUCCAGAGAUGCACAGCAGCCGGAGACGGAGUACUGCACCGUGAUUGCUCAUACAGCGAGUCCAAAUCAUCAUAACUUACAUACACCAUGCACUGAUAGACUGUCGAGGUCUAAUAGAGAUAUCAUGAUUUCCCUCGAAACGCCCCCAACAUCGGGGAGUUUUGAAUGGGAUGAACGAAGUGGCCAACCGGGCGGACAAAAGUUUGUUGAUGGAAUGGGAAAUUUGACCAGCGAUGUAGAUGGCAGCGGUUAUCUUGGCGUUGCUUCGGGGGCUGCACUUUUGCGCAUCACCGUAGGCAACAAUAGCCAUCGUUCUGGGACAACAAGCCCAAGGGUAUCCACAAUACCAUUCGCCCUCACCUCCCUGUCUGCAUUGGACGGUUAUAUCGACGACUACUUUUCGCUCUACCAUCGCUCAUAUCCCAUAGUACAUGAGGCAACAUUUCGAGCUCAAUUCAUGGAAAUAAUACCGCGACCCAGCGGAAAUGCUUGGCAGGUUCUGUUGUAUGUUGUAGCGGCUCUAGGGGCAUGGUCUACUGCUACGCAACGGUCGGAUGUUCAUACUGGACUCUUUGAGGCAGCAAAGGCGAGGUUUUCGAUUGAUAUGUUGGAAACUGGCAACCUAGUCCUGGUUCAGGCUUUGACGUUAAUGUCGAACUAUGCACAAAUGGGAAACAAACCAAACUCGAGUUACAAUUACUACGGAUUGGCACGACGUAUAGCUAUGGGAAUUGGCCUCCAUAAGGAGUUCUCGGCCUGGCAACUAAACCCUCUAGUUGUAGAGAUGAGACGCAGAGUUUGGUGGUGUUUGUAUGUAUUUGAUGUGGGAAGCAUCAUUACUUUCUCCAGGCCGUUCGAUUUCCCACAAAGUGGAGUCGACGUUGAACUGCCUAUAAAUGUUCACGACACUGAUCUUACAUUAUCAACAACCCAAAGACCGCCGCCAUCAGAUACAACCACGGUAUACUCACAUUUAAGAGCCCAGUGCUCUUUUCAUAUGGCUACCUGCAACAUCUAUGAAAGGAUGAUAUCGAACACUUUUCCAACAGCGAAGGAAAUGACUACGCUGGACGAUAUAUCAAUAUGCCCAUGGCUGGCUUCACUGCCCCAUUAUUUUCAGCCGCACGCUAUUCAGCCUCCCAAAUAUGCCUUCUGCCAUGCUACGCUUCAAUGGCGGUAUCGCAACUUGCGCAUACUGGCGUACCGUCCAUUUCUCGUUAGACGGGCUAUGUCGGGCUCAGAGUGGGGACAAGACCAGGACAACUUGGAUGACCCAGAAAGCAUCGAUCUCGCAUUUCAACGUUGUCUGGAUGCAUCAAGGGAAUCGACAAUGAUGGCUUCCUGGUACGGACUAUACUUUUUGUUUCAAGCAGUUCUUAUUCCCAUUGUCUGUCUUCGUAAUAAUCCGCAGUCCGACAUGGCAGGAGCGUGGCCAAGUCGGUGUCUUCGUGUUGUAACAUCUCUGACCGAAUCAUAUAUAUCGAAUGAAGAAGAAAUAAACGAACCAACACAAGAGUCAUGGCAGGAUCAGUUGACGGGCUUAUAUCCGAUGAUGUGGCCAGAGCUUGGAUCUGAUUUUGCACAACUCGAUCAUAUCAACGCAUUGCAAGAAUCGACCAUCACAGAUUUUAUGAACCGAAUGUCUGCAUAUGACUAA